CAAGUGAAGGACAAAUGCCGCUGGGUAGGGAAGGUAGCGCUGCCUUAAAGUAUGCAAAUAAAAUAGGCAGCAUUGAGGCAACUGCUUUGGCGGUGAAUAAUGAAGGUCUUGCGACGUCUGAGUUGGAGCGAAUGAUGACAACCAUAAAGCCCAGUAGGUAUGAUGGAAGGCAACAAGAAGAACUAGCACGAAAACGGCCACUGAAACAAAAGGAAAACGAGAAGCAACAACAACAAUCAGGCUCAUUACAAGCGCAAGAAAAGCAUCAAAGUCGACAACAACAACAACAACUACAACUGCAGAAAAAUAUUAGCAAAGAACGCUCACAACUCGUCAGUGCUGGUUUAACUGAACAGCGCCAAGUAAAUAAACCGACUUUAAUGCCCAACAUAAAAAACAUAAAUAUGACAAACGUGACGGUUUCGCAUACGUCAGAUAUGUUUGUUGGCUAUAUACAGCCUAGCGACAACAGUAAUGUAUUCAAGCAACUGAAAGAAGCAGCGUCACUUGUUGAUGAGGCUCAAGCUACGAUGUCGGACUCACACUUUAAGGCUGUUGAGGAUGAGGAAAAUGAGCAAAAAAUCUCAGGUUUUCAAAUUGAGUUCAACGACGGCACCUUUAAAGCACUCAAAAUGGACAAAACAGUAUUUUUCAAGCAACAUCAAAAAAGGACUGCAAACCCAACAGAAAUAGUUAGAAAUUUCACUGCAUUGAGCUCGACUGUAGACGACCCAAGAAGUGGAUCAACAAUAGCAAUGGCGCAAUCAGUGAAUCCAGCGAAAAUGCUGGUCGCAGAACAAAAAGCAACAACUGACGCCGCAGCUGGGCGAACUAAGUCAGACAAAGGCAAAGAACUAACAAUUAAUGACAACAAGCUAACAUUUCACGACAAUGAUGAUGCGCUGACAGGCACCAAGAACAGAAUAGGCUCAACAGAAAUUGACAACAAUCGCGCAUUCGGGGAGCAGCCGCAACAACAACAGCAACAAGAGCAGAGAAAAUCAAUACUGCUAUUACCAUCGAUAGAUUAUCGCGAGCGCCGCGAUGAAGGCGAGACUGUUCAGGACUGGCAACAUAGGCACCACUUACUAACUGCCUACAUACGACGUCCGGAAAUGCGGACGGGCGAAGCAAUGAAACUGAAUGACACGCUCUUGGCAGCCGAUGGAAAAGUAAUUGGAAUAGCGGAGCCCAGGGAAGUGAAGGAGGACGCAAAAACAAAUGAGAAGUGGGUAACACAAGCAGCGCCGCUACAAAACCCCACCGCACGCAGUACAAUAGGAGCAGAAAUGAAGCCGAAUAAUGGUGGAAGCGCAAGCAUAAGCAAUUUCGAGGCUAUGGAACGCUUGAAUGAAGCAGGAGAAGAGGGAAAAGAAAAAAUUGAUGACCGAAAUGAGCAAUCGGAUGAACGAGUUGAACAAACACAAAGCGUUGAGCGAGAAAAAGAGCGCGUUAAUAUCACCGUUGGUUCAGGCAAGGAGAAAGCUGCGAGUGAAGCCUAUGAUAAUGCGGAUGGUAACUUUACCGAAGGCUUUUACAAUUUCGAUAGCCUGUAUACACCAAGUAAAACUGCCGAAAAUGUGAAAACAUCAACAGCCCCAACAACGAAUGGUGACGCAGUACCUAUAGAGCAAACAAUGGAUCUAACAAAGACUUUAGCAGAUGCACGUUGGCAUGUAGCUGAGCAAGCAACAACAACAACAACUCUUAGCGGUAAUGCACAACAUGCCAGCAACAUCUAUACUGCCACCGAGGCCGCUGCUGGCAAUGUUGACACAGCCAGAGAAGACUCAAGCUCCAGCGUAACCAUGCGGGUGGCCAGCGAGGAGUCGCUAACGGCAUUGAGUGACACAGAAACAGCAACCAAAUCAGCAAAAACUACAACUACAGCACCAACGCAAGCAACUGUCACAACACUGUUGUUGCAAGUAAUGAACUCAACCCCCAAUCCUCUGCCAUCGCACUCAAGUGAAGUGGAAACAACGAUAGCCGCCGAUUGGGCAUUAAAUGACACUUUGUCAACAAGUGCGACUGUGUGGCCGGUGGAGUCUCCAUACAUACUGCUGCCAAAUUUUGAUGCACUCACCUCAACCGCAGCAACAACAGUAGCGGUCGAUUAUGCGUGGCUAUCGAAAACAACAAUGGCACCUGGUUUAGUCGAUGGCAUGACGCCAACAACACUACUAACAACAGCCACGCCAGGGGGCGCAGCGGCAUGGCCGGUGAAACACGCGUCGGUAAUGGAAGGCGAUGUUAUACUUGGUGGCCUGAUGAUGGUCCACUCACGCGAAGAUAGUAUCACUUGUGGUCCAAUUAUGCCCCAAGGUGGCAUACAAGCACUCGAAGCGAUGCUCUACACACUGGACCAGGUGAACAAGCAGCAGUUGUUGCCGAACAUCACUUUAGGUGCACACAUUUUGGACGACUGCGAUAAGGACACUUACGGACUGGAGAUGGCUGUAGAUUUUAUCAAAGGUUCCAUCAGCAAUAUUGACGAUGCGGAAUACCAUUGCAAUAAAACACAAGUAAGGAAGGUCAUAUCCGGUGUCGUCGGUGCUGCCUCAUCGGUAACAUCGAUACAGGUGGCAAAUUUAUUGCGACUUUUUCGAAUACCACAGGUCUCUUUCUUCUCCACCAGUCCUGAGUUGAGCAACAAACAGCGUUUCGAAUAUUUCUCACGCACCAUACCCUCCGAUCAUUAUCAAGUGAAGGCGAUGGUUGAGAUCGUAAAACGAAUGGGCUGGAGCUAUGUUUCAAUAAUAUACGAAGAGAGUAACUACGGCAUAAAGGCCUUUGAGGAGCUGGAAGAGCUGCUGGCGCGUAAUAAUAUCUGCAUUGCUGUCAAAGAGAAACUCGUCAAGGAUUCUGGUGUCGCCGACGAGAACGCUUAUGAUAACAUCGUACUUAAGUUGCUGACAAAGCCACGUGCACGAGGAGCCAUUAUAUUCGGCUCUGAUCAGGAAGUGCGUGAGGUGAUGCGUGCAGUACGACGUAAUAACGCGACUGGCGCUUUUUCAUGGAUCGGUUCGGAUGGUUGGAGUGCGCGCAACCUGGUGUCCGACGGCAAUGAACCGGAGGUCGAGGGCACGUUAUCCGUACAACCACAAGCGAAUCCUGUGAAAGGUUUCGAGGAAUAUUUUUUAAACUUGACUGUCGAGAACAAUCAACGCAAUCCGUGGUUUGUGGAAUUCUGGGAAGAUCACUUCCAAUGUCGUUAUCCGGGAAGCUUCGGCACACCCUAUAACGGUUAUAAUAGUACUUGUACCACUAAGGAGCGUCUCUCGAAGGAUACAGAUUUUGAGGAUCAAUUGCAAUUCGUAAGCGAUGCCGUGAUGGCUUUCGCCUAUGCACUACGCGAUAUGCAUCGCGACCUUUGCGGCGGACGCCCUUCACUUUGUGACGCCAUGCGGCCCACAAAAGGCGCUGAUUUACUCAAAUAUUUGCGCAAAGUGCAAUUUCAGGGGCUCAGUGGUGAUCACUUUCGGUUUGAUGUCAAUGGUGAUGGUCCAGCACGUUACAAUAUUAUACAUUUCAAGCAGUCGGCGGCGGGUCUUUAUCAUUGGGUGAAAGUUGGGGAAUAUUACGAGGGCGAAUUGCGCUUGAACAUGACAGAAGUCCAAUUUAAACUGUUGCAUCCGAAGCCACCUGAGUCCGUUUGCAGUUUGCCCUGCGAGCGUGGACAGGCCAAGAAGUACGUGGAGGGCGAGAGCUGCUGUUGGCAUUGCUUCAAUUGUUCAACCUAUCAAAUACGCCAUCCCAUCGAUGAGACACAAUGUUUGACUUGCCAGUUGGGCACUCUGCCCGAUGCUACAAAACAAUUUUGCCAAACAAUACCGGAAGUGUAUUUGCGGCCCGAGUCCGCAUGGGCGAUUGGCGCGAUGGCAUUCAGUGCGACGGGUAUUUUGGUGACGCUCUUUGUUGUUGGUGUUUUCGUGCGCCACAAUGAUACUCCAAUUGUCCGUGCCUCGGGCCGAGAGCUGAGCUAUAUACUACUCGCAGGUAUUCUAAUGUGUUAUGCCGUUACAUUUGCUCUGGUACUAAAGCCAACAAACAUCGUUUGUGCUAUACAACGCUUCAGCGUUGGCUUCUGUUUCACCGUCGUCUAUGCCGCUCUUCUCACCAAAACCAAUCGCAUAGCACGCAUAUUCAAAGCCGGCAAACAAUCAGCCAAACGACCUUCUUUUAUAAGUCCCAAGUCACAGUUGGUGAUUUGCUUCUUUCUAAUUUUUAUACAAAUUCUCAUUAAUGGCGUUUGGAUGGUGAUUGCCCCAUCGCAUGCCAUGUACCAUCAUCCGACACGCGAGGAUAAUAUGCUCGUUUGCGACUCAUAUAUAGAUGUUUCAUACAUGAUUGCUUUCUUUUAUCCCAUCGUUUUGAUUGUGAUUUGCACGGUGUAUGCAGUGCUGACGCGUAAAAUACCAGAAGCAUUUAACGAGUCCAAACAUAUUGGCUUUACCAUGUACACGACUUGCGUCAUUUGGCUGGCGUUUGUGCCACUUUAUUUCGGCACAGCGAAUCAUGUACCGCUGAGGAUCACUUCCAUGUCGGUGACUAUUAGUUUGUCGGCGAGUGUUACAGUUGCGUGUUUAUUUUCGCCGAAGCUCUAUAUAAUACUCAUACGACCCGAACGUAAUGUUCGGCAGAGCAUGAUGCCGCCGCGCUAUGGCAACAUGCAUCGCACAGCUGGUACGGGACCGUCUUCAAUGAUGGCUGCUGCUGUGGUGACGGCAGCGACGUGCGCGCAAGAGGAGAAAAUACAAAAGCAUAUCACACCAACGAAUACAGAGCACAGCACAAAAGCGAAAAAACUCUGCGAGAUGGCCACCCAGACCAUCACAAUCACAAAUAUAUUCACCAAUUUGGAUAACAUCACCUACAGUCAGAUACCCUACGCCGAUCAAUAUGUGCCAAAUAACAAUCAUCAUCAUCAUCUGCCACAGCAACAACAACAACAACAGCAGCAAGAAUCAUUGACACAUCCGCUAGCGACCACAAACUUAGCUGAAAUUGUGGCGAAUAAUAAUAAAAUCAAUCAAUUGCAACAUAGCAACCCUAAUGCUACAUUGACCGCCACCGCGGUUGCAGCAACAACAACAACGACAACUUGUGUGGCACCAGCAGCUACAACGGUGGCGACAAUUAGCACAGCAUCAGCAACGCCAACAACAUCAAUAUCCACAGCGACGCCACCAACGUUACACGCGCUGAGCAAUCACGUAAUGUUGCAGCAACAUGUUGCGCUGCAAACUUGGAGCGGCGACAAAACGAGCUCGGUCGGCGGUGUCAGUGCCGCUGCCGGUGAACUAUUGGCGAUCCAACCACCACAAAUGGCGAACACAAAUUUAUAGCUAAGCGCGCAAGAAACCAAAGUUGUCAAUGCUACCGCCACCGUAACCGCCACCGCCACCGUCGCUGUUACUGCUGUGGCCUGUGAAACUGCAAAAGCGUUGGAGCGUGCAGUGAAGACGAUACCGGUGAGCCCGUUACGGCAAGAGAUUGCCUGUAAUAGUUGUGUGGGGAGCGGCGGUAAUAAAGCAGCUGCUGAAGGCAGUGAGAAUCGGAAGCACAAUAACAACAACGACAGCAAUAAUACUUCCAACAACAACAGUGGUUGCGUGUUAGAGGCCAGCAGUAGCGGUAACAGUAACAGUAGUAGCAACAACAGCAAUGAUGGCAGCGCGACGAAUAACAGUAAAAAACGUUGCGCCAUACCGGUGUGAGAGUGAGCGAGCGGGCGAGAGAGUAAAUGCAUAUGCCUAAGGCCGAUGUGAGAGAGUGAAAGCUACCCUUGCGCUUAAAAUAGGCUAAAUACAUUCGUACACGAACAAAGACAUAUACAUAUAUGUAAGUACAAGUACACGAAAAAUACGUUAAAAUAAGUUAGGUUUUUUUAUGAAGGAAACAACAAUUGACUGCUUAUGAGUUAGAUUUUGAGGCAAGUCACACAAACAGUGGGGAGCAAAAAUUAGUGCAAAAAAUAUAUAUUUUAAUGUUCCUAAGACUUUUGGAGAGUAGCGCUUUAAAAGCUUUUCUUCAGCUAAUUCGAAUCAAUAGAAAAAGUAAGGACCGCAAAAAAGAAUUAUCCAGUUCUGGAGUCUGUUUAAAGCAAGAAAAGUUUAACUAAUUUAUUUGAAUUUAAUACCAUUUUUUUUUAAAUCUGAUUAAUGAAAUUUGUACAUAUGGUUAAAGUGAAUAAUGUUUCCAAAAAAAAAAAAAAAUUAAUAUUACUUUUGAGCCGUAGAAUCUCGUCAUAUUUUAAAAGUCAAGUGCUAAAUUUUGCUCCGCACCGUACAAGUCUACAUAGGUAUAAAAAAACUGACGCAUAUAUUAUAUUAAAUAUGUUAAUAUAAUAUGUUAGUUGAAGAAUUUACAAAAGUUCGUGUAUCUACAAUUUGUAUAAUUUUACAAGUUUCAAUGAAAGUUAGAAAAUGUUUUAAAAUAAAUGCAUAAGUUA
Messenger RNA from Ceratitis capitata (Mediterranean fruit fly), 6454 nucleotides. RefSeq lists its product as uncharacterized. The transcript is spliced from 17 exons. Lineage: Eukaryota; Metazoa; Arthropoda; Insecta; Diptera; Tephritidae. Gene Ontology annotation, cellular component: membrane. The coding region runs from base 15 to 5348 and encodes 1777 amino acids. The record is from RefSeq and is a predicted model, not a curated record. Gene Ontology annotation, biological process: G protein-coupled receptor signaling pathway. Gene Ontology annotation, molecular function: G protein-coupled receptor activity.